Messenger RNA from Papilio machaon (common yellow swallowtail), 1197 nucleotides. Its product is annotated as farnesyl pyrophosphate synthase 1. The transcript has 6 exons. Gene Ontology annotation, biological process: trans, trans-farnesyl diphosphate biosynthetic process. Gene Ontology annotation, cellular component: cytoplasm. Gene Ontology annotation, molecular function: dimethylallyltranstransferase activity; (2E,6E)-farnesyl diphosphate synthase activity. Lineage: Eukaryota; Metazoa; Arthropoda; Insecta; Lepidoptera; Papilionidae. The record is from RefSeq and is a predicted model, not a curated record. The coding region runs from base 64 to 1191 and encodes 375 amino acids.
GAGAAGGGGGAAUAUUUAAAAAUAUAUAGAAAAAAUCAUAAGUCGGUUAAAAAUUGACAAAAAAUGUCGCUAAGUAGGUGGCUUGUUCGAGGUUUUAGAAGUUCCGCAAUUAGGCACAGUGCAGUUCAACAAAUGCAAUCAUCAAAAGCGGAUUGGUUGAACAGGACUCAGCGUUUCAAUAACACCGUUCAAGAAAUAAUCACUAAUGUGAUGGCUAACGGUGAAGUUGCUAAAACACCAUCACUAGCUAAACGAUUAGUUAAGUUAAUGGAAUAUGAUACGUUAUUAAGAGUGCCUCUACAAGGACACAUGACGAUGAUGGCCUACGAAGUGUUAGAGAAUCCUAUUAACCUUAAUGAGAAGAAUUUAUAUAAAGCGCAAGUUGUGUCGUGCGCCAUGGAAUUGGCACAAUCCUAUUUCCUUAUCAUGGAUGACUUCGAGGACCAAUCUAAGACGCGACAUGGACAGCCGUGUUGGCAUUUAUUGCCCGAAGUCAAUAAUUUAAUUCUGAACGACGCCUGCAUGUUCCGAAGUCUUGUAAACGACAUUCUAAAAGAACAUUUGAACGGUCCCGUUUAUACUAAAACGAUAGACAUAUUUAAUGAGAUGUAUUUAUUUGUAGCUAUUGGCCAGUAUCUUGACAACACAAUUCCUAAAGCUAAAGAUAUUUCUUUAUAUACGCUAGAGAACUAUAAUAAAAUAAUAAGAUACAAAUGCACGUACUACUGCUUAGAAAUACCAAUUAUGUUAGCAUUGAUUUUAUGCGAAAAAGACAAUGAGCCAACUUUUGAGCGCAUUAGAGACAUUGUACGUGACGUGGGCGCCUUAUAUCAGAUGAUGAAUGAUUACACGGACUUGAGCAAUGAGGAGUCUAAAUCGGGCAAAACUGGUAGUGACAUACAAGAAGGGAAGUGCACUUUUUUCGCCGUGAAGACGAUGGAGCGCGCGACUCCUGAGCAGAAGGAAAUAUUCAAAUCUUCGUAUGGCAGCUGGGAUCCCGAAAACGUUAAACGCAUAAGGAACCUAUACAAAGACUUAGAUUUAAUUUCCCUUUACAAGGAACAACAUAAUUUUAAAUACAACCAGUUCAUGAAAAAUAUUAAUAGCCUUCCAUCAGACGAUAUCCUGACACCGGAUUUAUUCAUGAAAAUGAUGGAGGCUUCCAACCUGAACAACUGGGAAAUAUACUAGCCCUUA